AUGAGUUCAACAAUGACAAAAGGCAAAACUAGCAAACAAAUAUCAUGUAAAGUUCGCAUGUUAGAUGAUCAAGAAUUACCAUUUCAUAUUGAUCCAAAAGCAACUGGACAAGAUUUAUUUACUACAGUUUGUAACUAUAUAGAUUUACUUGAAAAUGAUUAUUUUGCACUUGAAUAUCUUGAUAGUCGUCGAAAUACUUGUUGGCUUGAAAUGGAUAAACCUGUACUUAAACAAGUUACUGAAACGAAAUUUUCAUUUUGUGUUAAAUUUUAUACACCAGAUCCUGGUCAAUUAGAAGAAGAAUUUACUAGGUAUCUUUUUGCAUUACAAAUAAAACGUGAUCUUCAUAUUGGUACACUACUAUGUAGUGAUAACACGGCUGCUUUACUUGCAUCAUAUAUUGUUCAAGCGGAAAUUGGUGACUAUCUUGAAUCAUAUAAUAACAAUCCAAGUUAUUUAGGUGGUCGAAAAUUUUUUCCACAUCAAACAGCUGAACAUGAAAUUCGUAUAAUGAAUUUUCAUAAAAAUCAUGUUGGUCAACUUCCAGCCGAUGCCGAUCUUAAUCUACUUGAUAUUGCUCGUAAAGUCGAAUUAUAUGGUAUAAAAAUGCAUCCAGCUAAAGAUCAUGAACAAGUCAAUCUUAAUUUGUCCGUUGCACAUAUGGGAAUACUUGUCUUUCAAAAUAUAACGAAAAUAAAUACAUUUUCAUGGGCUAAAAUUCGUAAAUUAAGUUUUAAACGUAAAAAAUUUCUAAUUAAAUUACAACCAGAAGGCUAUGGUUAUUAUAAAGAUACAGUUGAAUUUUAUUUUGAUACACGUGAUGAAUGUAAAAAUUUUUGGAAAAAAUGUAUUGAAUAUCAUGCUUUUUUUCGUUGUGUAACUAUAAAACGAACACCACGUUCAAGAAGUAAAUUAUUAACACGUGGUUCAUCAUUUCGAUAUAAUGGUCGAACACAAAAAGAAAUUGUUGAAUAUGCACGUGAACAUUAUGUUAAAAAUCGAACAUUUGUUAGAUCUUAUUCCAAUACUCGAACAGUUGCACCAACAACUAAUCGUUCACUUCGUUCACCUGGUACAGGACUUAAAUCAUCAGAUACAAUGCGAAGUCAAGAUACAAAUCUAUCAUCUGUUGAAUCAACUCGUCAACAUUCACGACAACCAGGAAUUUCAACAACAACUCCAACAAAACAUCAACCAAUAAUGGCAACAGGAACUACAGAUAUAACUAUUUCAACAACACCGAAUGAUAUUUAUCAACAAGUUUAUCAUGAUGAUUCAUCAACACAUGGUAGUAGAACAUUAGAUUCAAGAUUUAGUCGUGAUAAAUAUGAUCUAUCGGGUGGUGGUACUACAGACGAAGAUGAAGAACAUGAAGAAGAACAAAAUAUUCAAAAUCAAUCUAAUGAACAAACACAAAAAUCAAUUAAUGGUUCAUCAUCACCACCACCGCCACCAUCAACAACAACAACAACGAUUCCACAUGAUACAGAAAAAAUUGAAAUUGAACAAACAAUAAAUUCCAAACGUGAAAUUGAACUUGAUGAAUUAGAUAAAAGUAAGUCGCCGGGUAUAGAAAAUAUUUUAUGUAAAGACAUACAUGAUAAUAAAGAGGAAGAAGAUGAAGAAGAAAAAGAAGAAGAUUAUAGUGAAUCGAAUCAUAAAAAAGAAAAUCGUGUAAGCUUAGAAAUUUAUCAUAAUGAUAAUAAAAAAAAUAGUAAAAAUAAAGAUAUUAAAAAUCUAUUGAAUCAAUCUGAAAAUGUAAAACGUUAUUCAUCAUCAUUAAAAAUGUAUUUAAAUACACGACAUUCAACACGUGGUUCACAUUCAAUAUGUAUUACAACAAAUGUAAAUAAUUUCAUAAAUGAUAAUGAAGAUGAUGAACAACAAAAAUUAUUAUUAAAACGUUCACAACAACAACAACGUUCAAAUUCAUUACAGUUAGAACGUACAUUAUCAAUAGAUUUAACACAUUCACCAUCAAGUUCAUCAUCAUCAUUAUUAGAACCACCAAAUAUUGAACGUUUAAUUGGUUCAAAUAUUCAUGAUCAUAAUGAAAAUUUACCAAUAGAUCAUAUCGCACCACCAAUGGUUUUAGAAAUACGUUCAAAGCCACAUUCAUUACCACGUAUGACAAAUUAUAUUGAAUAUAUUGAUAGACGUAUAUUACCAUCAAUAAACAGUCUAUCAUGGCAAGAUGAUACAAUCGCCAGUGAUCAAAUUAUACCAUUGUAUGAAAAAGAAUCUUCCGAAGAUUCAAUAGAAUUAGUUCGACAAGUAAUUGAAUCUAUUCUUACACAAAUUCUUGAAGAAGAAAGACAACUAAUCGCUACUGUUGAUCGUCUUGUCGAACAAGCAUGUUCACGCGCAUUGAGUCUAUAUCUUAUGGAGUGUCGUGCACAAAUAUUUGCUGGAUCUUCUCAUAUACCUCAUCAUAAAUCAUGCAUUUUAAAAACAGAAAAAACUGAUAAGAAUCAUGAUAAUGAUAACGAUGCUAAUAAUCUAGCAUCUCGUUUACGUACAAAAUCAAGUCCAGUAAUUGCAACAACAACUGAUUGGACUGAUAUAAGUCGUAAAUUGGCUGCUCAAACAUGUUUUGCUGCAUUUCCAAGUGGAAAUAAUUUACAUGACUUAAAUCGAUCAGAUUUUUCAACAUUUUCAGAAGCUAAACUAAAAUUUUUUAAUAUUGUUUCAAAUGAUGUAAUUCCUUCGCAAUCUUCUAUUUCACUUCCUCCACUUCUUCCUCUUUCUACAUCUGUUCCUAAUGUUAUGUCAUCAUCAUCAUCAACACGUUCAUCUCGUGCUUCUUCCGUUUCAUCCUAUGCAUCAUCAAUGCAUGUGCCAUGUCCACCUGUACUUGACAGCCACUUAAAACGUCAUCAACGUCCAUUAUCAGCACGUCUUCUUGAUUUAAGUGAUGAUUCAGAUUCGAAUCCAACAACAUCUAUAAGUACUAGUUUAAAAACUUGUAUUAUUCCGACAACAAUAUCUAAUCCUAAUCCUUCCUUUCCUCCACCAGUACGUGCUCAACGUCGUCUUCAACAACAACAAAAACGACGUUCAACGGAAGAUCUUAAUUCAUCAAGUGAUGAUUCACUUUCAAAUCAUUUAAAUAAAGCAGCCGGUUAUCGUUCUGUUUUUGUUCAACGAGAUUCAAUAUCAACAAAUCAACAACAGUAUCGUCGUGAGAUAAGUGGAUUUGUGAAUAAUCAUCGACCUGUACCAUCUAUAACAAAUAGUACACCACCAGGAAGAUCAUCAACUACUGAGCAACAAUUAAUUUCAGUAGCACAAAGAUUAAGUCUUACUAAACAACCUUCAAUCAUCAGUAAUGAUAAUGGUGAUAUUAAUAGUUUAAAUAAAAGGUCUUCAAUUGGAGAAAGUAUAUUACCAGUUUCUUCUGUGUUAAAAACAUUUAUUAAUCAGCCUGAUGAAACACAUAUCGAUGAUAAUAAGAUUCGAGCAGUUCCAAUUAUUCAUGAAUAUCGUUCACCAACAACAACUUUGACGUCCAGAAUAAAUUCAUCAAUAUCUUAUCCAAUGACUCAACCAAUUGCCGGCAUACCACGAUUAAUUGGUACUGUGCCACCAUCAUCGGCACAAAUUCAUUUUCCAACAUCAGUCUCAUCAACAAUGAUAAUAUCAUCUGCACAUGAUCGAGCAUUUUUUAUUUGUAAAGAAUUAUUAAUGACUGAACGAACAUAUAAAAAAGAUAUUGAAGUUAUUGCUGAUAAUUUUCGUCGUGAAUUAAUGCUAAUUAUUAAUGAACAAAAUGAAAUAUUUAUUGAAGGAGAACAACAACAACAACAUUAUUCAGAAAAAGAUGCAUUAAUUAAUUUAGCUGAUUUGUUAUUUACUCAUUUAGUACCUAUUUAUAAUUUUCAUAUUCAUUUUCUUCGACAACUUGAACAAAGAAUAUCACUUUGGGAAAGUCGUUCUAUACCAGGUAAUGAAUGUUUAUCUGGAGAAACAACAAAUCAACAAAUCGGUGAUCUUAUUGUGAAUUUAGUUGAAAUUUUACCAAAAUAUGAAAGUUAUGUAGAAAAUUAUGAUCAUUUAUUAAGUGAACUUGAACAUAUACUUAAACGUAAUCGACGUUUUGAUUUAAUGUACAAAGAAUUUGAAUCACAAAAAUUUUGUUAUUUAUCAUUUAUAUCAUUUUUACUUAAACCAUUACAAAGACUUUUACAUUAUGAAUAUUUACUAGAAAAAUUACUUAUAUAUUAUAAACAAAAUAACCAUGAAAUUGAUUAUCAAGAUUGUUAUGGAAUUUAUAUUAAAAUUCAAGAUUAUAUUGAAAAUUUUACAGAAUCAUUGACAUUAUUGCAAAAUCGACAAAAAUUAAUUGAACUUCAACGUGAUUUAAUUGGUGUAGAUAAUCUUUCAAUUCAACAUGAUCGACAAUUUAUACGUGAAGGUUGUUUACAAAAAUUAUCACGAAAGGGUUAUCAACAAAGAAUGUUUUUUCUGUUCUCUGAUGUUUUACUUUAUUGUGCUCGUAGUUCGAGUCCAAUACUUCAAUUUAAAUUACACGGUGAACUUCCAUUAAAAUUAAUGACAGUUGAAGAUAGUGAUGAACGUGCUAAAAUUCCUAAUUCUAUCACAAUACAUACGGGUACUCGAUCGUUACUUGUAGCAGCAAGUUCGGAAGCUGAAAAGAAUAAAUGGUUGAAUGAUUUAAAAUCAGCUAUUGAAAACAUAAAAACUAGUGGUGAUGAACAUAAAAAUCAAUAUACAUCUACACUAAAAUCGAAUGCAUCAUCUGAAAAUCUUGAUCAUUCAAUUGUAGGAACAAUUGAAGAAGAAAAAGUACAUCAAAUAGAACGUUCAUGUAUCCAACAUCGUGCUAAUACAACAAUGCAUGUAUGUUGGCAUAGAAAUUUAUCUGUAUCAAUGAAUGAUCAUCGACAAUCAAUUAAAAAUCAAUUAAGUGGUUAUUUAUUACGUAAAUUUAAAAAUUCAAAUGGUUGGCAAAAAUUAUGGGUUGUUUUUACAAAUUUUUGUUUAUUCUUUUAUAAAACUUAUCAAGAUGAUUUUCCAUUAGCAUCCUUACCAUUGCUUGGUUAUCGUAGUUCAUUACCAUCAGAAACCGAUGGUGUUAAUAAAGAUUUUGUAUUUAAGCUUCAAUUUAAAAAUCAUGUUUACUUUUUUCGUGCUGAAAGUCAAUAUGCUUUUGAUCGAUGGAUGGAAGUUGUUUCCAGUACAACAAUAUCAUCGAUGACAGCUACAAGCGGCUAG
Messenger RNA from Rotaria sp. Silwood1, 5235 nucleotides. The record is from the annotation of a GenBank genome assembly. Lineage: Eukaryota; Metazoa; Rotifera; Eurotatoria; Philodinida; Philodinidae.